AAAAUGGCGGCAAUACCAAGACUUCUCCUCAAUAGGUUAAAUGUAGGCACUUUGGCAGUUUGCUUAACUCGUGCACGAGUUUCAACUCGAUUUUUGUCAAAUGAUCAACAUAGACCCACAGAAACAAACACAUCAACUGAGGAAGACACGAUGUCUUCUGUGUCAACAGCAAGUAAUUCUUUUGAGAGGUGAGGUGAUUCGUAUGAACUCAAAUGCACUGUGUGGUGUACUGGUGGAUCCUCUAAGUUGCUGAUCAGAGUAAAUUUGGGAAAGGGCUUUAAGAAUAAAAAAGUGAGGAAAAAACACGAUUUUCGAAAUAUUAUCACGACGAUGUCAAACUGUCGUAUGAUUUCGCUAACAUCUUAACAAAGAUACGCAUUUCUGUACUUUGCACAGCUAACCCAAGCUGCAGUAUUGUGCUAAUUUACUUGAUAUUAUAUGGAGAUGUUUGAACGUUCGAAUUACCUCCUUACCUUAGUUUUCAAGAAAAUAUUUGAAAUACUCACGGUGUCUUCUUGUCGUUCUUUGUAACCCCCUGAACGAAUAUAAGCGAAUUGUGGUGAGUCAUGACUAUCUUUCCACACCAUCAGGGAAAACUUAAAAUUUCUCAUGAGAAUUAUGAGAAAUUCGAGCGUUCAAAUGUCGCUAUAUCAUCUCGAGUAAAUUGGCAUUAUUCAGUAGCUUUGAUUACCUCUGACGUAGGAUCCUUUGAUAGGUUAUACUUUAAAUCAUUGCAAUAAAUGGAUUGUAAUGAAUUUUCAAAGCUGUUGACUUAUUCACGUUUAACUAGCGGAAGUUAUGCAUAUUGAACUCUGGCUUUUGUUUCAGUCCACAAUAGUUUGGGAAAGAAAGAAAAAUAAGAACUUUUGGAUUAAUUUUUCUGGAAUUAUUUUCGAGAAAGGAUGGUGGUAGUGUUAAAAAUGGACAUUUAUGACUAUCUACAUUGUAUAUACCAUGUAUUUUAGUAGGACAGUGGUUACAUUUUCCCCCAGAAACUUAUACUCAAUAUUCUCUCACACCUAAUGCCUUAAUGAUAAAAUUCUUUAUCUUCAUUGCACAGUUUGUUUUGUGUUGGGGAUUUUGAUUGUGAGGAGUUGUACAAAUGCUUGGGCUGAGGAUCAUGUAAGUCUGAGAACUUUAAAAAAAGAGAGAGGGUCAUAGAUUGGAGAUGAUUGUGACACUUUCUCAUAAAGCCAUUUCUCAAGAUUCAUUCCUCUCUCAGAGAGGGAGACAGUUGCUGUGUGUAAAAGGCACUGAGUGAAAAAAUUAUUCAAAGCUUGUUCAAUUUGUGUUAGGUUAUCAGAUGCUUUCUCUGGUGCAGCAACAACACCUUUUAGCCAAGAAAUCAUUCAAGUUCUGAUGUCACCUAUCAAUGAAACUGAUGUUGAGAUCAAACCAGAUGGUAUAGACAAAAACAUUUCCUGUGAAUAUUUUUAAUGGUAACAGGAGGCAGUGAUGUCCAAUUCAAUCUAUAAUAUUACAAAUGAUGAACACAAUCAAAUUUUCGUGAAGCAGGAGCUGGUUUUAUGAAAAAAGUAAACAGUGCCAAGUUUUUUUACCAAGUACUCAAAACUAUGAAAAAUGACUUUUAAACACAUUCAUAAAUAAAAAACAGUAUGAUUUACAUUUUUCCACAAGAAAAGGAACCCAGUAGUCUAUUUAAUAGUGCAUGCAAAUGGCGUAUAUCAUCUAACAACAAAAACAUGAGGCAUUAAGAGUUCAAGUCAUUGUUCACUGAUAAGCUAAUGUGUACACUGCCAAUUACUUGUGAGAAUUUUGUUAUGGUUUUGAUGAAUAGUUGUAUAUAAACCAGUGGCUAGUGUGUGCUCACCUUUGUUAUGGUAUUUGUUCCCAACAUCUAACAAAGAAAAGUAAGAUAAAUAUGUACCACUUAAGCUCAUCUGGUGGUUCAGGCAAUCUUCAAAUUUAGUACCUGUAAAGGGUAAAAAAGCUGACGUUUCGAGCGUUAGCCCUUCGUCAGAGCAAUUGAUUGAAUCGCUCUGACGAAGGGCUAACGCUCGAAAUGUCAGCUUUUUUACCCUUUACGGUGACUAAUUUACGUUUUCAACCCAGUUGUUAACACUAAAUUACCUGCUAUACUCUCCCACCGAUGCAGCACCACAGUUUCUUUAGAAACUUACCCCUUUAUUCAAAUUUAGUACCACUGGUUGGUUGUUAUGUGUAAUAUCAAUUCUUCCCUUUUUGAAUUCAGUAAUUUUUGGUUAUGUACCAGCUGCAUUUAAGUAUAUUAAUUUUUUAUUAAAGAUUUAAAGUUACUGACAGAACCUUUCCUAUGAUUGUAAUUUAAAAAGUUGUUAGUUUCUAGCCUUUUUGAAAAUUUCAUGGAGGCUCAUUUGACUAUAUUGAAUUGCUGAGUUUGUGUUUUCUGAGUAUAGAAAGUAUUUGCAUGGUGAUAUAGCAUGAGACAUUUCACUAUUUUUGAUUCAAAUAUACUGUUUCCUUUUCACUAUUUUAUAUAUGUUGUUGAAAAUUACUAGUACCAACUCCAACCUUAGCAAAAAGGUGUCUGAUUGAUGUGAAUAUUUCAUUUAAUUUUAAGUUUCUAAUGCUAUCUUUGUGCAGGAUUGAUUUAUCUUCCUGAGAUAAAAUAUAGAAGAAUACUUAAUCAAGCAUUUGGUCCAGGUGGAUGGGCACUGGUGCCACGAGGCGAGUCUCUUCAAUUUCAGGUAGAUACCUUCAAAUGAAAUAGAAUGUUAUUUUCAAGUUGUUGUUUUUACUUUGAAAGCGACUGGACUCAGAGACUCCUUGUAUGAACAUGUGAUGGCCUUAUUUUAUUUGUCUUUAACAAGAAAAUCAGGUGUAAAAGUAGUCUGACCUGGCUAUUCUCAAUGAGAUAUCACAACAUACGUAGCCUUCAAGCACCCUAAUUUUAAUUUUAUAAAUCACAUUAUAUUUACAGACAGAGUUAGUAUCCUGUUGAAACUUAACUGAGAGGAAUUUUUUCUCAUUUAUUCCAAUUAAUUCAUUUCUUCACUCAUUUGUUCAUUCUUCAUUUUGGUGCCAUUUAAGUUUAUGAGAUACUUGACUUUGUGAUAUGCCAUAAUAUUAUAGGAAUACAGCAUUAAUGUGGAUGAAUGAUCUAUUUUGUUAAAACUUCUUCUUAUAAGAUAACACUAUUUUAUAUUUUAGAAUGAUAAAGACAACAGCCAGCUAAUUGUGCGGGAGUAUGCAUUAUUUUGUUUGGGAAGAUUUGUUGCACAGACUGUUGGUGAACACACUUUUUAUUCCUCUAAUAACAUGGUGUAUGGAAAAGCUAUGGAAGCUGCCAAGUCUAAUGCAUUGAUGAGAUGUUGUAAAGACCUUGGAGUUGCCAGUGAGCUCUGGGAUCCACAGGUAGAAUUUGCUAAUUAUUUAAUAUUUAUUUGGUAAUGAUCUAUUUUAAGGUAAUUAUCUUGCUAUUGUUAACAAGAAUCCUUUGUAAGAUUAAUUAAGAUAGAUCCUCUGGAAUCCCAGCAGUUUUGACCUUCUUAAUGAGAGAAAAUUUUGUCCUUUAUAUCAUAAACAAGUUAUCACAUGUUUCCUGUGUCAUUUCUGUUUUUCAGACAGGUAAAGACACUUCCCUUGUCACUGGGCAAGUCAGGCAAUUUCUCCAACAUUUGAAACAUGCAUGAUAUUAAUAAAUCCUAAAGUUUACUUGGCCCUACAUUAUUACCUUUUCUAACUUGACCAUUCAAGAUACAAGUAAACAUAAAAAUGCCAAUUAGCACAAUAGAAUGCAAUUAAGGAAAUUUCUUAUUAGACUGUGGUUUGUGAUAAGAUUGAGAUGAGGAUCCUCUUUAGGAUUUGUAACUGGUGUGUUCCACAUCCUAAAUUAUUAUUUCACACUCAAUUUCAUCAGAAAUUAUUUAAUAUUGGGUUAUUUGACACUUCUGGAAAGACUGCCAAUGCAAAAUUGGUCUUACUCUACCUGGUGAUAUCAUGCCAGCAAGGUCUUAUGGGACAUGUUAUCCAUAGCUGAUAGAGGUCUUGCACUUUAGACCAUAAAUGAAACCUAUGAGAACAUGAGGAAAUAAUCUAGGAAAUUAUAUAGGAAAUGUGCUUUACAAAGGGAUUGAAGUACUUCAUUAUGAUGAAUAUUGACCAGGAAUAUUGCUGCUCAGAAGGCAGGGUUAUUUCUCUUAUAUGAUACAUGAAAAAAUGUGGUGGAAAAAGAGAAAAAUAUCUUUUACUAUUGCUUUGAUUGCUUGCCAUAUUCAUGUCACACUUCCUUUGUUAUUUUACUCUCAAUCUAAAGCAGACAUGUUUUGAUGAUUCAGAGUAUGUGUUUUAUUUCAUUCAAUCUCUUAUAGUUCAUCAUUGAUUGGAAGGACAAAUACGCUCUGAACACAUGGUGUGAAAAUGUGCGAACAAGAGAUAAAAAGAGGUUGUGGAGAAGAAAAGACAGAAAGUCAACACAUGCUUUUCAAUAUCCAUGGAAGGAAGUUGCUCAGCAAGAGAAAUGAUUUCAGUAAAGUAAACAGAUAUUUCCAACAAAUCACUGUUGGCCAAUUUCACAGGACAGUCAAUGGUGUUUACACAACACCAACACUUACACAAACAGUUAAUAACUCUGACAGUUUUAUCCCAGGCUAAGAAAGGAUUUCACAUUGUCAAACAAUGUUAUUGGACCAGUAACAUUUUUUACCUACUGUAAAUAAUGGUAAUAGGACUGAGAGGAGUCUAAUUUGGUGUACUAUCAUAUGAGUGCUUGACAAAAUUGGACAACUGUUAAUCAUGAGUUGGAUGACAGAAUUGGACCACACAAAGUCCUGUUACCAGUUAAUCAAAACUAUGACAAAAUCUGAGAAAGAAUGUAGAUAUUGGUUAUACAUUUUCAUAGAAAACAACUGACAGUUAACUUGGCAAAAUGUGUAACUACAGUCCACACACGUGACACAUACUGUCUAUUUACACAGGUGUGAUGUGUCAACUGUCCUAUUACUCUGUCCAAUUACAAGCAAGACACAUACACUGUCCUAUUAGUGCUCAAAUCAGGCUGGUCAUAAUCAAUGGUAUUCAAGAAUUUUGUUAUAGUUUUGAUUAAAGUGCAGAACAGCUACCCACAAGUCAUGGUGGUCAACUGUUCAACAAUAAACUACCAGCAGGUCAGCAAAAUUGCCUUCUAACUACAUUUGAGUAGUUUUUCUCAACUUUUUUCUGUCUUCAGAUGGCAAAGUAAGGCAUGUUAUUGAAUAGUUAAAAAUUCAUAGACAGAAUUCAGAGCCCAGAUAUUUCAUGUCAAACGAGUUGAUAACUUUAAUACAUAAUGUCCAUAGAGAUGUACAUGACGUAUUACUGAAAGUACAAAGAUGCAACAGCACCCAGUAGUUGUCAAGUGUGUAGUAUAAGAUGUUCAGUCAGGGAAGACAUGACCUCUUUUGAUGUUCUUAUAGCCAGUUAUUAAUCUUAUAAGGCAGGAAUCUGAAUGUACACAUUCCAUUUGCAUUAAAAAUCAUAACAGCUGGUCCUGGAAAAGUGUUGUUUAAUAAGUGUUACAAUAACAAAAAAAAUCGUUUUGCAUUCUAAAAUGACUCAUCAGCUUUUGGUUUUCAUAUUCAUGACAUUUUCUUUCAACAGAGUUUUUUAUUUAUUGUGAAAGAGGACUUUUUUGUAUGAUCUUUCCUAAUAUGGACAGCAAAGCAGCAUAAAAAACGUUUUGAAACUUUUAUAGUUCAGUAACCUUGAAGCACUGGAAAUGCACACAAAGUUUCAGGCCUGGAGCAUUUCAGCUUUGAGCUUCUAUAUCAAGUUUUUCUAACUACUAAUUUUUUCAUGUAUCUGACAGGUAUUUCGAUAAUGAACAAACAGAGGAAGGAAUCUAGGAAAUUAGAAAAAGAAUGGACAGGACAAAAAUGGAUUUCA
Pocillopora meandrina is the source of this 5862-nucleotide messenger RNA. Lineage: Eukaryota; Metazoa; Cnidaria; Anthozoa; Scleractinia; Pocilloporidae. The record is from the annotation of a GenBank genome assembly.